UGUCUGUGAGAGUCUCCGCUCUCUGAGCAGUCCGUGUGGCAGAGAAAGGUGCGGGCAGCAGUGAGGAGACAUCGGGCAGCGCUAGUGUGGGACAGCCGGGCACAGGGGUGUGAGGCACUGGCACAGCCGCAGUCUGAGCCGGAGAGUGGGCAACUUUAUCUGUACCAGUUAGAAGCUGAGCUCAGAUCCUGAAUAUGUCCAACAAUGCCUUGGCAAUUGAAGACAAGGCCCCACCUCCACCCAUAAGGAUCAAUAGCACAAUAGGCGGGGGCAAUACGAACAAAUGGAAUGAAAAGGACAAAAAAAUUAAAAAGGGUGAAGAGAAAUCCCAACCUUUCAACUUUCCUCAUAAAGGUAACAAAAAGGUUAAGAAUCCCCCUCUGGUGAUUUCCAGCCCAUUUGGCUAUGAGCAUAUCUAUCACGUGGGGAUUGAUCCCUCUACAGGAGAAUUUACUGGCAUGCCGAAACAGUGGGCCCAGCUUCUGCAGACUGCAAACAUCAGUAAAAUUGAUCAGAAGAAGAACCCACAGGUUGUUCUGGACGUACUGAAUUUCUACAGUUCUGAGACAACCUCCAAAAGCCAAAAGUACAUGAGCUUCACAGAUAACUCUAGAGAGGCUUAUAAUUCCAAUUCAGUCUUGGAUGCCAAGCCUGUGCCUGAGGUGGCAGAGGUCCUUCCUGUGCCAGAAGCUGAAGAUCCCCCUGCUUUCCCUCCGCGUCCUGAUCACACAAAAUCAAUAUACACACGCUCUGUCAUUGAGCCUCCAGUCCCGCCACUGGCAGCUAAACCAACUACAGAGAAUGGCAGUUCAGUCACUGAUGGAGCGGAAAGCAGCGUGGACAAGACAAAGAAGAAGCCCAAGAUGACAGAUGAGGAGAUCUUAGAGAAGCUGAGAAGCAUAGUAAGUGUUGGAGACCCAAAGAAAAAGUACACACGAUUUGAGAAGAUUGGACAGGGGGCGUCUGGGACAGUUUACAUUGCUGUGGACGUGGCCACUGGCCAAGAGGUGGCGAUCAAGCAGAUGAAUUUGCAGCAGCAGCCAAAGAAAGAGUUAAUUAUCAACGAGAUCCUUGUAAUGAGGGAAAACAAGCAUCCAAACAUUGUGAAUUACCUGGAUAGUUACUUGGUCGGGGAGGAGCUGUGGGUUGUGAUGGAAUAUCUAGCGGGGGGAUCUCUCACUGAUGUUGUAACAGAGACCUGUAUGCAAGAGGGCGAGAUCGCAGCUGUGUGCAGAGAGUGUCUUCAGGCUCUGGAAUUUCUACAUUCAAACCAAGUGAUACACCGAGAUAUUAAGAGUGACAAUAUCCUCCUGGGGAUGGACGGAGCUGUGAAACUGACUGACUUUGGGUUCUGCGCACAGAUUUCACCUGAACAGAAUAAGCGCAGUACUAUGGUGGGCACGCCAUAUUGGAUGGCUCCUGAAGUGGUGACCCGGAAAGCCUACGGGCCUAAAGUGGAUGUAUGGUCUCUGGGGAUCAUGGCUAUUGAAAUGGUGGAGGGGGAGCCUCCUUACUUGAAUGAAAAUCCUCUCAGGGCGCUGUACCUUAUUGCUACCAAUGGAACCCCACAGCUGCAGGAGCCAGAGAAGAAGUCGCCGGCAUUCAGAGACUUCCUGAGCCGCUGCCUUGAGAUGGAUGUAGAAAAAAGAGGCUCGGCCAGGGAUCUCCUCCAGCACCCGUUCCUGAAGGUUGCCAAACCUAUGUCGAGCCUCACGCCGUACAUAAUUACAGGAAAGCAGAUGGCAAAAGGCGGUCUGUGAGCGACGGGCCGUGGGUUAGCGCUAACGGUACGACAGUUACUCUCUGGUUUUAUCCCCCACUUCCCACUAUCCCCAGGCUGCUGGGCACCUGGAACGAGAAUAAAUAAAAGUUCUAAUUGAAAUGCUGAUGAAUCGUAGCCUUUUGGUGGGUCUGGUUCUGGACUUGUAGACAAAGGACUCUCAAUUGUUUAUACGUAGCAACAAAAUUGUUUCUUUAAUUGUAUAUUUUUACAGCUUGGAGCCUUGACUAUGUUGAUCAGAAUAAAUUAAACCUUGUUUUUUUUUGUCCUUGUA
Molecule: messenger RNA, 2054 nt
Organism: Xenopus tropicalis (tropical clawed frog)
Lineage: Eukaryota; Metazoa; Chordata; Amphibia; Anura; Pipidae
Source: RefSeq, a predicted model, not a curated record